This is a messenger RNA of Pygocentrus nattereri (red-bellied piranha), 677 nucleotides long. RefSeq names its product cystatin-B-like. The transcript has 3 exons. The record is from RefSeq and is a predicted model, not a curated record. Gene Ontology annotation, molecular function: cysteine-type endopeptidase inhibitor activity. Gene Ontology annotation, cellular component: cytosol. Bases 56 to 352 code for a protein of 98 amino acids. NCBI's taxonomy places the organism in Eukaryota, Metazoa, Chordata, Actinopteri, Characiformes, Serrasalmidae.
ACAGAGAAGCAGCAGGAGAGCAGAAGUUGAACUUACUUUUUCUAUAAAAUAAUAUAUGUCAAUAAUGAGCGGGCCUUUGUGCGGAGGGACCUCGGAGGUGCAGGAGGCUAAUGAUGAAGUUCAGAGAAUCUGUGAUGAGGAGAAGGCAGGUAAAAAGUUCGAAGUUUUCACUGCCAAAUCUUACAAGUCACAACUUGUAGCAGGGAAGAACUAUUUCAUCAAGGUCCAUGUAGGUGGUGAUGAGUUCUUGCACCUGCAUGUUUAUAAGAUGCUGCCUUACGCUGGUGAAAAGCUGGAGUUGCACGGCCUGCAGACGUCUAAAGCCCACCAUGACCCCAUUGAAUACUUCUGAACUCAGAGGGCCCCUUGUGUGACACUGUAAUCAUCGCACAUCUAAUCACAAUAUAGCUGUUGUGAUCAAAUUUUGUAUUUGUAGUAGUUUUAUGAACUGAAAAGAAAUUUGAAUAGAUUUUAGCACUGUUAAUGGCCUUAUAAUGUUUUUUCCACAUAAAUACUCUAUUGAACCUAACACACUUUCUUAUUAACAAAUACUAGCAUAAUGCUAAAAUAUGUUAAAAGGGAAAUGUGACAUCUGUCAUACAUAGAAAUAUGUUCUGUAAUCACAAGAAUUUGCGGUACUUGCAGUGAAAUAACUGGAAUUUUUUUAAAAUACAACU